AUCUACCCCUUUCUUGCCCUCUCUCUACCCCGCGGCGGACGUCUCCCUCUCUCGUCCUCAAAAUGCCGUUCAAGCGAUAUGUGGAGAUCGGCAGGGUUGCCCUCGUGAACUAUGGGAAGGAAUAUGGCCGGCUUGUCGUCAUUGUCGACGUUAUCGAUCAGAACAGAGCUUUGGUUGAUGCUCCUGACAUGGUACGUGGCCAAAUGAACUUCAAGAGACUCUCUCUUACUGACAUAAAGAUUGACAUACCACGAGUCCCCAAAAAGAAGACCCUUAUUGAUGCCAUGGAAGCGGCUGAUGUGAAGAACAAAUGGGAGAAAAGCUCAUGGGGCAGGAAGUUGAUUGUGCAGAAGAGGAGAGCUUCAUUGAAUGACUUUGACAGGUUCAAGGUCAUGUUGGCAAAGAUUAAGAGAGGAGGUGCUAUCAGGCAAGAGCUGGCCAAGCUUAAAAAGGAGAAUGCAGCUUGAGCUUCUCAUUGAAAGUUGAUGAAUUUUGUCAAAUUUAUUUCCUGUCAAGCAGUGGUGUCUGUCUUAAAUCAAAAAUCUCUGAUGUGACUUUAGAUUUUGCAUUUAGUACUGGAGGUCUUAAAAGGUUUUUGUGACACUGAUUGAGCUAUGGUUUUAAUGUUAUGUUUUUAUCAUCAUUUCUCCUGGAA
Musa acuminata subsp. malaccensis (wild Malaysian banana) is the source of this 655-nucleotide messenger RNA. Its product is annotated as large ribosomal subunit protein eL14z. Gene Ontology annotation, biological process: translation; ribosomal large subunit biogenesis. Gene Ontology annotation, cellular component: cytosolic large ribosomal subunit; ribosome. The record is from RefSeq and is a predicted model, not a curated record. Gene Ontology annotation, molecular function: RNA binding; structural constituent of ribosome. NCBI's taxonomy places the organism in Eukaryota, Viridiplantae, Streptophyta, Magnoliopsida, Zingiberales, Musaceae.